AUGGUGGGACGGGGGCUGGCGACUGCCAUGGCGCUGGCGUGCCUGUUGGGGGUCGGCAUGGCAGUUCCCACGAAGAUUCAAGAGACAGGAAGACAAGCAGCAAGAGACUUCAAUGCCUACUUUGCAAGGGAGGAUGUCCGAACUGACGUUCGAGAGCUUGACGACUUUGCAAGGAAGCAUGCUGACCAGAUGGCCAGAGACGAGCUUCCCUGUGAUACCGACCCAUCCUUCAGGGUUCAGUGCGCAUCUGUCAGCCGACAUGCUCGCAUGCAUAGCAGAAAGUUCAAGGUAGCCGAUGAGAAGUCGUCCAACAAGCUCUUCGAUGAGGCCUACAGGCCCCAAGACUCGAGGCAUUUCGAUGCGAGCAAGUCCUCUACCUUCGUUGCCCAAACCUCACAGACUUUCGACCUCAACUAUGCGGAUGGAUCGCACCUCAGGGGAUUUUCUGGAGUGGAUCAAGUGUACAUGGGCGACUACAAGGCUACUUCUCCCUUCGGUGUCAUCACCGAUUGCAACAGCCCUGACUUCAAUGGUGUCGACGGUAUCCUCGGCUUCGGUCUCCCCAAGGCUGGCAGUGACCUCCCGACCCCUGUGUUGUUUGCCAUGACCGACGCUGAGAACAAGGACACUAACGCUGCGAACCUCAAGCGCAAGUUUUCCUUCUUCUCCACCGAUGAUGCUGCUGAGGUUCAGCUUGGAGGAUACGAUCCCGCAACCACCUCAGGUACCAUGUGGUACACACCGGCGUUGGCCUCCGACGACUUCAUCGUUGGCGUCACCUCCUUGAAGUUUGGUGACAACUACGGAUCAGCGGUCGAGCUUCUGCAGUUCAGGUCCAAGGCUCAGCGCAACUACGGAGCUCCUUCUAUCAUGGAUUCUGGCACCUCCUGCUUGGUCAUCCCUGCGGACUCCAUGCAAGGCCAGCUGGCGAACGUUCCUUGGGAUGAUUUCGCCAAGCACUGGAAGAAGGGAAGAUCCUUCUGGUUGGAGAUCGGGCAGAAGACCUGGGAAGUCCCCUUCUCUUCAUGGUACCUGGCCGAGACCGAUCAGACUUGCGUACAGCCGUCGCCUGAGGGCAUGCAAGGCUUGCUCGUCGGAGAUGUCUUCUUCCGGGAAUACAUCGUCGAGUUCGAUAUGACAGGUCACAAGCCCAUCAUCGGCAUUGCUCCGCUCAACAAGCGUUACGUUCCUGUCACAAGAAACGUGCUGGCUAACUUCGAGCUCAACAGCGCUCCAGUAGCGAAGCUUAGGGCUCUCCGUGGCAACGAGGUCAUGUACCCAGCCCAGCACCAGGAGAUUCUCACGCAGGUCGAUCGCAUCCCCAUCGUGAACCAGAAGGGAACCCAGUACUUCAUGGACGUCGGCAUCGGAACUCCUCGACAGACUUUCACCGUCAUCUUCGACACUGGCUCCACUGUUUUUGGUGUCUUUGCUAACAAGCACGACCUUCCGGCACACAUCAAGAACCAGCUGCCGGGCUACUACUUCUCCGAGAACCUUCACUCCCUCGCCCAGACUUCAGUGAGGGUGCGUGAGGUUCCCUUCUUCCAGCGCAUCGCUGGUUCGUCUACCUCCGCUGUCGCCAUCCUCGUGGUUCUCAAUGUGGCCAUGAUCGCCCUGAUCGUCGCGGCAAGGAGGAAGAGAGCGGGGAAGCGCCAGGAGCUCCCUGUGAGGCUCUACGGUGCCAUUUAA
Messenger RNA from Guillardia theta CCMP2712, 1692 nucleotides. RefSeq lists its product as hypothetical. Gene Ontology annotation, molecular function: aspartic-type endopeptidase activity. The transcript has 9 exons. The record is from RefSeq and is a predicted model, not a curated record. NCBI's taxonomy places the organism in Eukaryota, Cryptophyceae, Pyrenomonadales, Geminigeraceae. Bases 1 to 1692 code for a protein of 563 amino acids. Gene Ontology annotation, biological process: proteolysis.